Messenger RNA from Cuscuta europaea, 1793 nucleotides. The record is from the annotation of a GenBank genome assembly. Lineage: Eukaryota; Viridiplantae; Streptophyta; Magnoliopsida; Solanales; Convolvulaceae.
UAAAAUGUAUCAAUCUUUUUUGGGACAAAGGGAGUACUAAACUAAUGACACGACAAGACUCACACCAUAUGGAAAAUCUAUUUGACCGACUUCGUGCAAGCAGAUGAACCUGGACAUUAGAUGAACCGUCAGGUAGCGAGGAUGUUUUUACUUGGACUGUAAUUCGUCCCAGACCAGACCAGACCAGAUCAGAUCAGUUCAGACCAAACCAGACCAGACUUGGAUAGUUAUAAAAAUACAAAGAAACCAGACCAGAUCAGACCAGACCAGACCAAUUCAGACCAGACCAGAUCAGACCAGAUCAGACCAGACCAGCAAAUUACAGUCCAAGUAAAAACAUCCCGAAUGAUUAACUCAGGACAGGGGAGAGCUCAGAGAUAAUAAUUAUUUACGAGCAAAGUGUCCAUUAAGUACAUCAAUUCCUUGGGUCAAUUACUAAAAAGCAAACAGAAUUGGGUCAAUUCUAAACAGAAUUGGGUCAAUUCUGGUCAAUACCUCAAUUAUUUACUCUUCCCUUGGAAUUGUUGUUUAAAGUUAUGGGCUUCGGCUGAUAAGUAUUGACCCAAUUUUGUUUGCUUUUCGGCCCAACUAAUUUUCCAGUGCAUAUUCAAAUGUGCAGAGAAUGAAUGAUGAAUAGCUGCCGAAGCUUUGUCUUUUGGAGCAAUAAAAUGAUUUGCGCCAGAGCUAUUGUAGCCGGCCCAUAUUACUUAUCUCAGCGAUCACACUCUCCUACUGCCGCCGCCGCCUUACGCCGCCGCUUCUCUGCCGCAACCAUCAGAAUGUCUUCGGGACCGAUCGUUGAGCACGUGGUGCUCUUCAAGGUUAAGCCGGACGUGGAGCCUUCCAGGGUCAACGAGAUGGUAGUCAACCUUAAAGGCCUUACAUCUCUGCCGCAGGUGCUCCACCUCACCGCCGGUCCUGUGCUCCGCAACCGAUCCGCCUCCUUCGCCUUCACACACAUGCUCCAUUCUCGGUACGCCUCCAAGUCCGACCUCGCCGACUACUCCGCCCACCCCGAUCACUUGGCCGUCGUCAAGGUGAAUGUGCUUCCUGUCUGCGAUGACAUCAUGGCCGUCGACUGGAUCUGCGAUGACCUCGCCGGCCCGGUCAAGGUACCUCCCGGUUCAGCCCAGAGAGUCACAUUUUUGAAAUUGAAGGAGAAUUUGGGGGAAAAUGAGAAAAGCGAAAUACUGUCUGUGACAAAAGGAAUUAAGGAGAAAAUUUCGUCGAUUGAUCAGAUGAGCGUUGGGGAAAAUUUCUCUCCGGCGAGGGCGAAGGGAUUCUCGAUUGCUUCAGUUGCUGUGUUUGGUGGGGUGAGAGAAUUGGAGGCGUUGGAGUCGCAAUCGGCGGCGGAAAAUGAGGAGAAGGAUAAGGUUAGGGGGUUUCUGGACGGCGUACUAGUGGUGGAUUAUGCCGUCCCGGGUUUGCGGUAGGUGCCUAGGUGACUGGUCUCUAUGGGCAGAACCGUCAUUUCUUGUAUCCCGUCUUCUUCUCAUUACCGAUUGUUUGUGAUGUUAUGAGUUUCUCCAAUGAAGAAUAAAGUUUAAGGUGUUUGCUCGUUUCAAGAAUGAAAUAUGUUGACACAUACUCCCUCCGUCUCAAUUUGUUUUGCAAAAUUUCCAAUUUUGGUUGUCCCAAAAUGAUUUUCCACUUUCUAUUUUAGGUAUGUAAAUAAAAAUAAAGUGACAAAUUUACCUUUACUUUUACUUUUUUCUCAUUAACUUAAAGACAUCUACUUUUAGGAAGAUUGACAAAAGUGUAAAAAGAAAGCAUCAUUUAUUGCAAUUCCUUAA